Molecule: messenger RNA, 1159 nt
Organism: Chanos chanos (milkfish)
Lineage: Eukaryota; Metazoa; Chordata; Actinopteri; Gonorynchiformes; Chanidae
Product: C-factor
Exons: 6
Coding region: 70-837 (255 amino acids)
Cellular component (GO): cytoplasm
Molecular function (GO): oxidoreductase activity
Source: RefSeq, a predicted model, not a curated record
AUGUGAGGUCUUAAAAGUGUUUGUACGAGUUUUCAAGGUGGCUCAGCAUAGGACGAUCAAGACGGAGUAAUGGUGCUCCAUUUCAGCAAGUGUCGCUCGGUGCUGAUCACUGGGGCUAGCCGAGGUUUAGGCUUGCAGAUGGUAAAACAGUUGGUUGAAACAACAGAAAGGCCCGAGAAGAUCAUAGCAACUGCCCGCAAUCCUUCGGCUGCACAGGAGCUCCUAGAACUUUCCAAGUCCCAUGCAGGGAUUCAUGUCGUACCACUCGAUGUAGUGAGUGAAGCCAGCAUAGAUGCAGCAUCACAAGAGGUGGCAUCCAUCGUGGGUGCAGAUGGGCUGAACUGCCUCAUAAACAAUGCAGCCAUCAACAUCUCGUCUGACCUCAAGACAGUGACUCGUGAUACCAUGAUGAAAACCUUUGAGAGUAAUACAGUAGCUCCUCUCUUUGUCACAAAGGUGUUUCUGCCAUUGCUACAGACAGCAGCAGCUAAAGGCACCGGGAUGGGUGUUCACAGGGCAGCUAUCAUUAACAUCUCUUCCAUUCUGGGCUCUGUUCAACUCAAUUGGGGAGAGGGAGCAACUUUCAAAAGCUACGCUUACAGGACAUCCAAGUCUGCCUUGAACAUGGUGACUAGGUGCCUGGCCACUGAUCUGGAAUCAGAGGGAAUCCUCUGCAUGGCUUUGCACCCAGGUUGGGUACGCACUGACAUGGGUGGGGCCAUUGCGCCCUUGAGUCCAGAGGAGAGCAUAUCAUCGGUGCUGUCUGUGAUUUCUGCGCUGACAGAAAAACAUCACGGAGAGUUUUUGGACUAUUCAGGGAACAAAUUACCCUGGUGAUACAUUCAUUUAUUCGGGUGUGUAUGUGUGUGUGAAAGAGAGAGAGAAAAGGAAACGGAGAAAUACUGUGUGUGUGUGUGUGUGUGUUAGAGAGCCCAGAAGAUUGUGUGACUGGAAUAGAUUAAACUGGUUGCAAUAAUAAAUAUUCAUGCAGCCACUCUUUUGCAACCUUCCUGAUUUUAUAUUUUUGCGCCAGAGAAAUUGUAAAAUCUAAGAGCAUGGAAAGAGGAUGAAUGUGUAUUCAAAUCAUUUUGUAAACCUGUAUAAUGGCUUUAUGUAUUUGCUACUGACUUCUAAAAUAAACUUUGAUUGCUGCCACUGA